UUCUUUAUCGUGUGUUUCGAUUUAUAGACCCUUUGCCUUUUGCAUUUUACACACCAACAACGCGCUUCACUCUCGUAUUUUCUUCUUUCCCAAAGUUUCUCCCUUUUCGAUUCCAGAAGAUGAGUGAAGAGCAGCAGCGACCUGCGCCUCGUCUUAACGAGAGGAUCCUCUCUUCCUUGUCCCGACGAUCCGUUGCUGCUCAUCCUUGGCAUGAUCUUGAGAUUGGACCUGGAGCUCCCCAGAUUUUCAAUGUUGUCGUUGAGAUCACAAAGGGAAGCAAAGUCAAAUAUGAACUUGACAAAAAGACUGGACUCAUCAAGGUUGAUCGUAUUCUCUACUCAUCAGUUGUUUACCCACACAACUAUGGUUUCGUUCCUCGCACAUUGUGUGAAGACAAUGACCCUAUUGAUGUUUUAGUCAUCAUGCAGGAACCUGUGCUUCCUGGUUGUUUUCUACGUGCUCGUGCUAUUGGAUUAAUGCCUAUGAUUGACCAGGGUGAGAAAGAUGACAAGAUCAUAGCAGUCUGUGUUGAUGAUCCUGAGUACAAGCAUUACAUUGACAUCAAAGAACUUCCUCCUCACCGUCUCUCUGAGAUCCGUCGUUUCUUUGAAGACUACAAGAAGAACGAGAACAAGGAAGUUGCGGUUAAUGAUUUUCUGCCAUCUGAGAAUGCUAUUGACGCUAUCCAGUACUCUAUGGACCUCUAUGCUGAGUACAUUCUCCAUACCCUGAGACGUUGAAGCUUCUUCUCCUCAGAACAUCUCUUGCAACAUCUUGGUUUCUGUUUACCUUUUUAUCUUUAAUUGAUACUUCCUCUGCAUUUUCUUGUAAGAUUUUGGAUCUUUCAUUUGUCCUUGUCAACUCAUUCCGAUUGAAUCUGUUUCUUGGAAUGAUUAGAAUUAUUGUUCAAGUA
This is a messenger RNA of Brassica oleracea var. oleracea, 913 nucleotides long. RefSeq names its product soluble inorganic pyrophosphatase 1-like. The record is from RefSeq and is a predicted model, not a curated record. NCBI's taxonomy places the organism in Eukaryota, Viridiplantae, Streptophyta, Magnoliopsida, Brassicales, Brassicaceae. Bases 120 to 740 code for a protein of 206 amino acids. Gene Ontology annotation, biological process: phosphate-containing compound metabolic process. The transcript is spliced from 9 exons. Gene Ontology annotation, molecular function: magnesium ion binding; inorganic diphosphate phosphatase activity. Gene Ontology annotation, cellular component: cytoplasm.